Nematostella vectensis (starlet sea anemone) is the source of this 1889-nucleotide messenger RNA. RefSeq names its product sorting nexin-10. NCBI's taxonomy places the organism in Eukaryota, Metazoa, Cnidaria, Anthozoa, Actiniaria, Edwardsiidae. Gene Ontology annotation, biological process: intracellular protein transport. Gene Ontology annotation, molecular function: phosphatidylinositol binding. The transcript is spliced from 6 exons. The record is from RefSeq and is a predicted model, not a curated record. The coding region runs from base 612 to 1604 and encodes 330 amino acids.
CAGAGCAAAUGGCACGGGCUACAACGAACUAGAACACGCUUGUGUUCUAGUGAAGAACCCACCUUCACUGUCUCGAAUGUUUUUUUUUUUUCGUGCAUGCCGAUCCCAAGAAAUGCUAAUUCCUAUAUCCCUAUAUUGGAUCCUAUGAAUAGUAUAUGAAACUUGGUGUUUCCCAAAUGGUCAGGAGAUGGCGCUUCUAUAAGUACAAAAGAGGAAUUAUAAAUCACCUAUUUUCCAGGCAGUGAAUAUCUUGUCAUCAGAAGUGAUAUCACUUUGAUACCUAUAAAACCCAUGACUCACCAUCUAUGCAAGUCCUGGGACCGCGCCUAGGACCUUAGGAUUGACGGCGGGGAAGGAACGAUGACGCGCACAAACAGAUUUCCAGGUGAUCUGUGCCCUCGGUCGUGACAUAUCCGAAAGCGCGUUCAGCUCUCCAAUCUCCUCGGGCUUUGUACAAGUGCCUUGUGCAGGCGUGCAUGAUUCACGCUUUAGUUAUAUAUAGGACCUUCACAAGCCGCUUAACAUCGCGCAGCUAUAGAAGGACUUGUAUGUGAGAAGCCAUCGCGACCGACAGGGCUCCCAGGAGAGCUAGUCGAAGCUGCACCCGGAGCAUGGCAUCAGAUGUAAGGUCGCCGUACAUAUCGGACAGCGCGUGCUUUUGGUCUAAGCCAACACCAUCACGUGACGCACCAUGUGACAUGCACGUGACAGUGCGAGACCCGCGGACUCAUGUUAAGGACAUGCGCGCGCAGUAUACAGACUACAAAAUCGAAACUGAGGGCAGUUCUGACAUCAUGCCUCUAGGUGCCUGUACAGUUCGACGCAGAUACUCCGAGUUCACAUGGCUGAGAAAAAAACUGGCCGAAGAGUUUUCAAAUGCGAGCAUCCCGCCGCUACCAGGAAAUAGAGUGCUUGGAAGAUUCGACACCGAAUUUAUCAGGAAUCGUCAACAGGGCUUGGAGCACUGGUUGCGCAGUUUGUUGUCGAAUACGUACAAAGAGAACGCCUAUCUCCAGCUCUUUCUCCAGACAGACCUCGACAUCGGCGACAUCCAGAAGUGCCUCCGUCACAAAGACCGACAGGAUCUAUACCACGUGAUCCUACUAGCCGCCAACCACAGACAUAACAAUAACAACAACAGAAGCUCUCGCCAUUCCACGGCGGACAGCGCGAUCGACAGCAUCUGUAGCAGCCUGAGCACUUGUGACGUCACACAAAGUUUCCAGCGCUCGGGAUACAACGCAGAUGACGAGGGAUCGGAUUGUUUCAGCGAUCAAUCAAAUAGAGGCACGACGGUAAAUUGUGAGCUCAGCUUCGACGCUACCAGUGAGGAUUCGGCAACGGGGAGUUUUAGCACAAACGAUUUGGAAUUUUCCAGCAAAGAUGUAGUGAGUUUGGAGCGAGGGCCGUGCAAGCGGGUCGUCCCUGCAUUGGCAUGCUAUCGGGAAUGCGAAAAGUUAGUGGAGUACUCGUUUGCCGUGUCUGCAAACACAAGGGACACUUACACCGUGUAUGCGAUGGCAUCGAGCGACGGCAAACGGCGCUCGAGAGAGAGACGGUUAAGACGACAGAUUGAAGAAUACGAAGUGCUUUCUGUGUUGUGAGGGUGCCCUUUGUUAGGAGCUACUAGUAGUUCCUAGAGGCUACAGAUGGAUCAUGGUAUUAUCUAGGGUAGAAGCUUAGUAAUACAAAAACAAGUUAUUUGGUUAUCACGACAAGCAAAGAAAAAGCGGAAGUGCAAAAAUGUGACCGUGGAUAACUUUCAAUGAUUAUGAAUCUUUUACUAAGAAUUAGAAUAUUUCAGUUAAAACAGUUGGUUAGUCUAUUUUAAUCAACGGUUUUAAUGUUGUUGCAAAUAUUUAGGCUGAUAAGAAAAGUUUCAGACAGCA